GGCGUGGGGGUCAAAGGCACCCCUCAGGGCUUGGAGGAUGUGUCAGAAAUUGUUGGGGGUGACCCUGCAGGGUCUCUGCCCCAGCCUGGGGCCCUGGGAGCUCCUGUCCAGCUGUGGGUGCUGGAGCUGGUGCUCAAAGGGCAAAGAGGGCUGGUCCCCAGCCCCAGUGGGGAGGCUGACCCUGGCCUUCCCCCGUCCCCACAGGUGGCUGGCAUGUCGCCUGGCUGUCACCUGGUGCCGGCAGAAGCUUCAUGCGGAGCUGAAGAUCGGCUCCUUCGGCUUCUUCUGGGCCCAGAACAUCAGCCUCAAGUUUCAGCGGGAGCAGCAGACUGUGGAGAUUGAUAACAUCUGGAUCUCCAGUAAACUGAGCCGGGAGCUGCCGCGCUACUUCGAGCUGUGUUUUGGCGAGGUGCGAAUCCGCACGGAUCUCCAGAAGGGCCCUGGGUUCCAGCCGUCCGUCCCGGAGGCUCCCAGAGAAGCUGACGGAAAUGAAAGCAAAGCAGACCUGACUCUUAAACCCUCCCUGCUAAGGCUACUUAGCCAGCUCUUUUCCAUCCACAUGGAUUCCAUCAACAUCAUGGUUCUGCACGUGGCCACCUCAGAGUCUCUCUGGCACAUCCAGGCCAGCCAGACGCGUCUCCUCCUGAAUGGCAACGGGAAGAGCCUGACCUGCGAGGUGAGCCUGACAAAGGUGAACAGCAAAGUCCUCCGGAGCAGCCAGCUGGAUGACACGUGCCUGGCAGAGCUGGCCCUGGCACUCUCCCUCUCGCUGGAGAUCAGCAGCAAGCGGCGGCUGGUGGGCGUCCGGCUGUGCAUCCGGACACUGCAGGCAGAGCUGCACGAGGGGCUUUUCUGCAGCCCCCUCCUGCACCACGUCACUGCCGGGGCCCAGCACAGCAGCACAGGGGAACAGCCCAGCACAGGCCCUGAGGAGCCCCCAAAGUCCCUGUCUGUGCUGAGCAGGGACACUCUGCAGCUUAUCCCCAGGAGGGUGGAGAUGAAGCUGGAGAACACUAGCGUGGUGCUGUCCAUGAACAGCCAGAAGAGGCACCUCACCUGGAGCCUGAAGCUGCUGCAGUUUCUAUAUCAGCGUGAAGACGAGCAGAUCCCACUGCGCAACUUCACGCCCAGCUCAGACCUGGACCAAAUGAGUGUAGACCUCCAGCUGGAGGAUGGCCUUCUCCUGUCCCAGAGCCGCCAACGCAUCGUGUGCCUCAACUCCCUGAAGACCAGCCUACAGGUCACAGCCAUUGACCUCUCAGCUGCUGUUCUGCUCAACACCUGCAUCAUCCACUACCGUCACCAAGAGUUUUCACACUGGCUGGGCCUGUUGGCACAAGAGUACAGGUGCCGGGCAGUGCCUGUCCCCAGCCAAGGGCACAAAGGAAGGAGCUAUCCCCAAAUCAUAGCGCCCAUCAUCCUGAGUGCCUCACUGUCCAACGUCAGUGUGUCCGUGCAGCUGGGGGACACACCACCCUUCGCCUUGGGCUUCAACUCCAUCUCUGCAGACUACCAGCACCUGCGGCCGCAGAGUGUGCACCAGCGAGCGGUGCUGGCCGUGGACCACCUGUGCUGGCGUGUGGGCAACGACUCGCACAUCCAGCGUGCCCCACAUCCCCCCAACAUGCACGUGUGGGGAGAAGCCCUCAUCCUCGACUCCUUCAACCUCCAGGGCAGCUACAACCAGCCCCUGGGCAUGUCCAGCGCCCAGUCGGAUACGCUUUUCCUGGACUGCACCAUCCGGGGGUUGCAAGUGGAGUCGUCAGACACCUGCACUGAGUGCCUGGCCAGGGUCCUGCCCCUGUUCUGCCCACAGCCCAGCGGAGCUGAGCUUGCCAAACAGCCCCCCUCUGCCUCCAGUGAGCCCUGGCGGCUGCUCUGGAAGGUGGAUCUGAAGGUGGAGGAUGUGAACCUUUUCACACUCUCGGCCCUGGUGGGUGCCUUGGAGCUGCGGCUGGACACGCUGACUGUCCUGGGAAGUGCUGAGAGCUGCACAGUCAGCGUGCAGGGCAUGGUGCUGGCCUUGGUGAAGAGCAUCACUGAGAAGAUGCAGCCGUGCUGCAAAGCUCCUGCCAUCCCCAACCCGGUGGCCAACCUCUCCAUGCUCUCUGUCACCUACCACAGCAGCAUCCGCUCCCUGGAGGUGCAGUGCGGUGAGGGGCUGGCAGUGCUGUGGAGUCCUCCUGACCAUAUGCACCUCUACCAUCACACCCUGGCCACCCUGCAGUGCCACGAAGCCUUGUGGAACGCCCUUGGCCACAGGACGCUUCCCUCCCUACCCCCAGAGAGCCCCACGUCCCACCCGACCACCCCUACUGAAUCACUGGGGCCCCUUCAGCCAAAAGGGCCAUCCUCCAAAAGACUUUUGUCCCUGUCCCUAGAGCUGAGCUCCACCAAAGUCACAGCCUUUGUCUCCGAGGCCAACUACAUCAGCCUGGCUGCCGAGCGGACCUCGGUGAGCUGGCAUGGUGGUGCCCUGCACGGCUACUGCCCCGAGCUGGCCGCUGGCUUUGACGGGCACAGCAUCUUCAGCUUCAAGGAGGUGGAGGUGAAACUGCUGCCAGAGCUGGAGGAGGUCAUCCGGCACCGCGACGCCUUCCCCACCCUGCGCACCCUCCGCAACCGCGGCUGGGCCUUCUCCUUUGCCAGUGUGACCAUCGAGUUCCCCUACCAGUACGACUUCUCCCGCACGCUGGACGCUGCCGUGGGUGUGCAGAAGUGGCUGAAGGGCCUUCACCGGCCUGGGCGCCCCACCAGCACGGCGCUGCCCCCAGACCUCCUGCUUAAAGUGACCCACUUCUCCUGGGUCUUCCUGGACGAUGUCUUUGAGGUCAAGUUACGAGACAACUAUGAGCUGAUGAAGGACGAGAGCAAGGAGAGCGCCAAGCGCCUGCAGCUGCUGGACGCCAAGGUGGCUGCGCUGCGCAAGCAGCACGGGGAGCUGCUGCCUGCCCGCAAGAUCGAGGAGCUGUACGCCUCACUGGAGAAGAAGAACAUCGAGAUCUACAUCCAGCGCUCGCGGCGCCUCUACGCCAACACACCCAUGCGGAGGGCACUUCUCACCUGGACCCUGGCCCACCUGGAGCUGGUGGCCAUGGCUGAUGAGUCCUUCCAUGGCACAGAACGUGUAUUGGAGCAGAUGAGGGACCUGGAUGAUGUUAGCCCGUUCCCCUCCGAGGGUCUGGAGAUGGUCACCCAGUGGUGCCGCAUGAUGAAGGGCAGAGUUGGCAGCUUCUUUGUGCGGAUCCGUGACUACCCUCGCUACCUCUUUGAGAUCCGGAACUGGCAGCUCUCCGGCCGGCUGAUCGGAGCCGAGCAGUGCGGCCAGGCCUGCUCCCGGCGCCGCCAGGUCCUGAAGCUGGGGCUGCCCUGGGGGGAUGCCACGGUGGAGAGGAACAUGCCACCCUUGAAGUUCUACCACGACUUUCACUCUGUGAUCUCCCAGUACACCAUCGUGUGGGGGCCCUGCUGGGACCCAGCCUGGACCCUGAUUGGCCAGUGUGUGGAUCUUCUCACGAAGCCCUCAGAGGAUCCCAGUGCCCCGUUGCCCUGGUGGGACAAGAGCCGCCUUCUCUUCCACGGAGACUGGCACAUGGACAUUGAACAGGCCAACCUGCACCAGCUGGCCACUGAGGACCCCUACAACACCACAGAGAACAUGCACUGGGAGUGGAGCCAACUGUCCUUCCACUGGAAGCCUGGGCAGUUUGUCUUCAAGGGCAACCUGGAUAUCAAUGUCCGGACAGCCUCCAAGUAUGAUGACUGCUGCUUCCUGCACCUGCCUGACCUGUGCAUGACGCUAGACCUGCAGUGGCUGUGCCACGGGAACCCCCAUGACCACCAUGGUGUGGUGCUGCGCUCCCCCGAAUUCCUGCCCGAGGUGCCAGUAGGGCAGCAGUAUGACUCCUACCGUGCCUUCCGCUCCGAGAACCUCAACCUCUCCAUCCGAAUGGACCUGACACGGCCCAGUAAAGAGCACUCCCAGCCCCGGAUCCUGCUCUACAGCAGCACCCUCCGCUGGAUGCAGAAUUUUUGGGCCACGUGGACCAGCGUGACACGACCCAUCUGCCGCGGGAAGCUCUUCAACAACAUGAAACCCAGCAAGAAGAAGCUGGGGCAGCAUUACAAGCAGUUGUCCUAUACAGCACUCUUCCCUCGGCUGCAGGUGCAUUACUGGGCCUCCUUUGCCCAGCAGCGGGGGAUCCAGGUGGAAUGCUGCCAGGGACACAUCUUCACUCGUGGCACCCAACGGCUCAUACCGCAAGCUGGCACAGUGAUGCGACGCCUCAUUUCCGAGUGGAGCAUCACGCAGAUGGUGAGCGACCUGAGCCAGGUCACCGUGCACCUCAUGGCCUCCACUUGCGAUGAGAAUGCCGACCACCAGCUCGACACCCUGGUGAAGAAAACCCACCUGCUGAGCCUGUCCUCCCUCACCUACCAGCGGCACAGCAACCGCACGGCUGAGGAGGAGCUGCCCCUGCGCGAUGGGGACGAUGGUUUCCACACGCACCAGCUGCACUUGGUGGACCUGCGGGCGUCCUGGACCACCACGAACCGGGACAUCGCCUUCGGCCUCUACGACGGCUACAAGAAAGCGGCUGUGCUCAAGCGCAACCUGUCCACCGAGGCCCUCAAGGGGCUGAAGAUCGACACACAGCUGCAGGCCAAGAAGCUGAAGCGGGGCCCGCUCUCUGCUCACUCCAUCCCUGCCAGAGUGACUGCUCCCAUCACCAGUGGCCGACCCGAGAGAGCCUCCUCGGGGGGGGCUUACAUGCUGCAGAAGCUCAUUGAGGAGACAGACAAGUUCGUGGUAUUCACGGAGGAGGAGUCGGGGGCCAGUGAGCAGCUCUGCGGCAUCGCCGCCUGUCAGACCGACGACAUCUACAACCGCAACUGCCUCAUCGAGCUGGUGAACUGCCAGAUGGUUCUGCGCGGCGCAGAGACGGAGGGCUGUGUGAUUGUGUCUGCUGCCAAGGCCCAGCUGCUGCAGUGCCAGCACCACCCUGCCUGGUAUGGGGACACACUGAAGCAGAAGACGUCCUGGACGUGCCUGCUAGAUGGCAUGCAGUACUUCGCCACGACAGAGAGCAGCCCCUCUGAGGGGGAGCACGGGCAACUCUGGCUGGAGGUGAAAAAUAUUGAGGAGCAUCGGCAAAGGAGCCUGGACUCGGUGCAGGAGCUGAUGGAGAGCGGGCAGGCAGUGGGGGGCAUGGUCAGCACCACGACAGACUGGAACCAGCCCUCGGAAGCCCAGCAGACCCAGCAGGUACAGAGGAUCAUCUCUCGCUGCAGCUGCCGCAUGUACUACAUCAGCUACAGCCAUGACAUUGACCCUGAGCUGGCCACGCAGAUAAAGCCACCCGAGACUCCUGCCAACCAGGAGAAGGAGGAUCUGCUGAAGAAGCAGGAGGGAGCUGUGGAUACCUUCACACUGAUCCACCACGACCUGGAGAUCUCCACCAACCCGGCACAGUAUGCCAUGAUCCUUGACAUAGUCAACAACCUGCUGCUGCACGUGGAGCCCAAACGCAAGGAGCACAGCGAGAAGAAACAGCGGGUGCGCUUCCAGCUGGAAAUCUCCAGCAACCCCGAGGAGCAGCGCAGCAGUAUCCUACACCUGCAAGAGGCUGUGCGGCAGCACGUGGCCCAGAUCCGGCAGCUGGAGAAGCAGAUGUACUCCAACAUGAAGUCCUUGAAGGAUGACAGCAAAAACGAGAUCCUGCUCGACCUGAACCACAGGCUGCAGCAGCAGCUAAGCCAGGAGAAAGCUGACCUGCAGCUGGAGAGCGAGGAGCUGAACAUACUCAUCAGGUGCUUCAAGGACUUCCAGCUGCAGCGAGCCAACAAGAUGGAGCUGCGAAAGCAGCCGGAGGAUGUGAGCGUGGCACGGCGCACGGAGUUCUACUUUGCCCAGGCCCGCUGGCGCCUGACCGAGGAGGACGGGCAGCUGGGCAUAGCCGAGCUGGAGCUCCAGCGCUUCCUCUACAGCAAGGUCAACAAGUCUGAUGACACGGCUGAGCAUCUGCUGGAGCUGGGCUGGGUGACAAUGAACAACCUCCUGCCCAACGCUGUGUACAAGGUGGUGCUGCGUCCCCAGAGCUCCUGCCAGUCUGGCCGGCAGCUGGCACUGAGGAUUUUCAGCAAGGUCCGGCCACCCGUGGGAGGCAUCUCCAUCAAGGAGCAUUUUGAGGUGAACGUGGUACCCCUCACCAUCCAGCUCACCCACCAGUUCUUUCACAGGAUGAUGGGUUUCUUCUUCCCUGGUCGUAAUGUGGAGGAGGAGGAGGUGGGGGAUGAGGAAGAUAAGUCCAAGCUGGUGACGACAGGGAUCCCCGUGGUGAAGCCGCGGCAGCUGAUCGUGGCCGAUGACUCACUGGGCCCAGGCAAGGGAGUUGCUCAGGGACUGAAUCGAACAUCAGGGGUCAGAAGAUCAUUCCGAAAAGCACCCGAGCAUCCUGUGGAUGACAUCGACAAGAUGAAGGAGCGUGCAGCCAUGAACAACUCCUUCAUCUACAUCAAGAUCCCGCAGGUGCCACUCUGUGUCAGCUACAAGGGUGAGAAGAACAGCGUGGACUGGGGUGACCUGAACCUGGUGCUGCCGUGCCUGGAGUACCACAACAACACGUGGACGUGGCUGGACUUUGCCAUGGCGGUGAAGAGGGACAGCCGCAAAGCCUUGGUAGCACAGGUGAUCAAAGAGAAGCUACGCCUGAAGCCAGCUGCGGGCGCAGAGGCCCGGGGGAAGCUGGAGAGCAAAUCAGACGGGACCAUCCAGCAGCAGGAGGAGGACGAGAAGGCGCGUCUGCUCAUCGGGCUGAGCGUGGGCGAGAAGAACCCCAGCAAGAAGUCGAUCUUUGGCAGGCGCAAAUGACAGCAGCACCCGGCAGGCCGGGAAGGGACUGGGGUGCCCCGUGCUCCCCCCUUGGGGGGGCACCCCUAAGGCGGAGGGGGGCUGUGCUGCUCGGCACAGUGAUGCCCGAGGCAGGGAUUAGCCAUGUGCAGGCCCUCGGCAGCCCCAUUGCUGUGGGGCAGGGGUGCAGCAGCACGGGGACGUGGGGGCACAAGGUGCUCCGGAGCUGCUUUGUGGGGUGCAGGCCCUCGUGCCAAGGGCUCCCACGAGCUUCACCCCCUCCCUGCUGUGCGGGUGCUGGGCCCAUCCCCUGGGCCUGGUGAAGCAGCAGGAUCGCUCCAGGCUGGGAGAAAGGGGAACAGGAGAGAGUUUAAAUAAAAGAGUUUUUAAUUUGGAAGA
Messenger RNA from Lepidothrix coronata (blue-crowned manakin), 7249 nucleotides. RefSeq names its product KIAA0100 ortholog (gene BLTP2). The coding region runs from base 38 to 6871 and encodes 2277 amino acids. The transcript has 38 exons. NCBI's taxonomy places the organism in Eukaryota, Metazoa, Chordata, Aves, Passeriformes, Pipridae. The record is from RefSeq and is a predicted model, not a curated record.